Psylliodes chrysocephalus is the source of this 1911-nucleotide messenger RNA. Lineage: Eukaryota; Metazoa; Arthropoda; Insecta; Coleoptera; Chrysomelidae. The record is from the annotation of a GenBank genome assembly.
AUGUUACUAAAAUUAAAAAAAAAUUUUUUUAAUUGUUUACUUCCCGAGUUGGUGGAUCCAAGAGUACCAAGAGUACAACCGUCAGACACACUUUUCUCAAAAAGAGCCAAAGCCGAAGAAGAAAGCCGGCAAUCACAGCUGGGGAACUCAGACAGCCGCAGGUCCUCUGGAUCCUCGAUCAGCCCACGAAGCCCGCUCACAUUAAAGUUAAAAAGGAGUAUACAUCAUCCUUACAAGCAUGUAAGCACCCCCAAACCAAAGGAUACCAAAGCUAGCUCAUCAAGAAGCAGCAGAGACUCUCAAUCCAGAUCCCAAAAAAGUCAGGAGAAAACAGAGAAAAGACACUCUAGCACAAAUACUAGCAGAGAUAGGGGACGAAAAAGCUCAAAUGAGACCGAUUUGCACCUUACCCCAAAAAAUGACGUCCAAAAAUCUCGCAAAAACAACAUUGAAAAUUUCAAGAUAAAAAGUAGGGAGAACUCGCCAUUUUACACCCCACCAGAGGAAGAACGAAGAGGAUCACCACAUAGCAGCCCCAUGAUGUCCAGAUACUCCCCUGAUAGUGAUCCUACCCUAAAUUUCGAGAGUGCGGAAAAUUCGCCCUUAAACUCGAGCGUGAUUAACACAUUUAACAUUGCGUACGGGUACGCGAUCAUAAAUAACGAAAACAGUGCGGAAAACCCACCCUCGUGUAACGAAGUGCCCGAAAACCGACCCACAGUGCCGGUAAACGACCCUCAUGACCCAACGCAACAAUACACCGGUAGUGCGCCCAACCCCACAGUGCAGACCGGUGCGAGCGGAAAUAAAAGUGAAACGAGCGAAAAAAAUAGUGCGGGUUUACCCCCUACGAACGCAAAUAAAAGUGCGGAUAAACCCCCGACGGGUAAUCACGACGCAUUCCCUAAGUUCGAGUCGGCAUACAAAACCCUAGGAAUGCCUAGCACGGUAACGGCAAAAGUCCUUAACUUCGGGAUGAAGGCACAUCUCGCGACAUCGAGUGAAGACGACUUCGCGAAAGAAAGCAACGAGGAAGACACCAGACAACCUCCCUUACUACACAAACGGAAAAACAUGUCGCCAAUAAACCAAACAAAGGUGCAAGAUACAAUAACAAACAUGGAAACUGACGAUUUCCAACUGCCGAAAAAAACGAAAAAAUUUCGAGCAAAUUUUAUUAAACUCCUUGAGCAAAAGGCAGCGUCAACUAUCACGACAAACAAUCGUUUUGAGGCAAUUUCAGAUUCUGAAAGUGAGAGCGAAACAGAACAGCCCACGAACAACCCCACCAAAAAAGGGAAAGCAACCCCCAAUCUACCUAUAAAAGGAAGCUCAAAGACACAAAAACAAGCUAGAAACACAGACAAAACAAAAACAAAAUCUAAAGAUAGUAUUCCGCCCAUAGUAAUUGAUGGUAGUACAGAUAAUCAUACAAAUCUAACAAAAGACCUCAAAGAAAUCCUUAAGGGUAAGUACUCCAUCAAAUAUACGAACGCAACCACAGUAAUUUUUACCGAAAGUGAAGAAGACUAUCGGUCACUAUUAAGCAACAUUAAAGAAGCGGAAAUACCACACCAUACCUACACGAGUAAGGCGGAUAAGACCCACGCAUUUGUUUUAAGGGGCAUGGCAAAGGGCACGAACAAAAAAGACAUUGAAGACGAUCUCAGAGAAACAUACGAGAUUGAGGCCAAAGAAACAUUUCUGAUGACCACGAACUACAGACCACUCUACCUUAUAGUAACAGAUCCCGCAAUAACCCUUGACUAUUUAAACGAAAACGUCAGGGUUAUUGAAAACACCAGAGUAACAUGGGAACUACGCAGAGCAGUGAAAUCAAUAAUUCAGUGUCACAGAUGUCAAGCGUGGGGCACGCAACAACAAAUUGUGGCCGCCCACCAAAAUGUCUGA